Messenger RNA from Lactuca sativa (garden lettuce), 1532 nucleotides. Its product is annotated as 26S proteasome regulatory subunit 4 homolog A. Lineage: Eukaryota; Viridiplantae; Streptophyta; Magnoliopsida; Asterales; Asteraceae. The record is from RefSeq and is a predicted model, not a curated record. Gene Ontology annotation, molecular function: ATP binding; ATP hydrolysis activity.
CAUUCUCUCUGCUUUCUUGCAAAGAAAGACGUUGAAGAACCUUCAGAAACCCAAUUUCCGAUCCGUAUUUCCCUAUCGGUGACGAGCAAACCACCAUGGGUCAAGGAACUCCAGGCGGUUUAAACCGACAAGGCUUGCCAGGUGAUCGCAAGAACGACGGCGACAAAAAGGAGAAGAAAUUCGAACCGGCAGCGCCGCCUGCUCGAGUUGGCCGGAAACAACGUAAGCAGAAGGGACCUGAGGCAGCCGCUCGGUUACCGACGGUUACGCCACAUUCAAAAUGUAGGCUACGGCUCUUAAAGCUCGAGCGAAUCAAAGAUUAUUUGUUAAUGGAAGAGGAGUUCGUGGCCAAUCAGGAAAGGUUGAAGCCUCAGGAAGAGAAGACUGAAGAAGACAGGUCUAAGGUUGAUGAUCUUCGUGGAACACCAAUGAGCGUUGGUAAUCUAGAGGAGCUUAUUGAUGAGAAUCACGCCAUCGUGUCAUCGUCGGUCGGACCGGAGUAUUACGUUGGUAUUUUAUCGUUUGUUGACAAGGAUCAAUUGGAGCCUGGAUGUGCGAUUUUGAUGCACAAUAAGGUUCUUUCUGUUGUUGGGCUCCUACAAGAUGAUGUUGACCCCAUGGUGUCAGUGAUGAAGGUUGAGAAGGCUCCUUUGGAAUCAUAUGCUGAUAUUGGUGGAUUAGAUGCCCAGAUACAAGAAAUAAAAGAGGCAGUAGAGCUCCCAUUGACUCACCCAGAACUAUAUGAAGACAUUGGAAUCAAACCUCCUAAAGGGGUUAUAUUGUAUGGUGAGCCUGGAACAGGCAAGACUUUGCUUGCAAAGGCAGUGGCAAACUCCACGUCCGCAACUUUCUUACGUGUUGUUGGAAGCGAGUUGAUUCAAAAGUACCUUGGAGAAGGUCCUAAAUUGGUGAGAGAACUCUUCCGAGUUGCGGACGAUCUCUCCCCAUCUAUCGUAUUCAUCGAUGAAAUUGAUGCCGUUGGUACAAAAAGGUAUGAUGCACACUCUGGAGGGGAACGUGAAAUCCAAAGGACAAUGUUGGAAUUAUUGAACCAAUUGGAUGGUUUUGAUUCAAGAGGUGAUGUCAAAGUCAUUUUGGCGACUAAUAAAAUCGAAAGCCUUGACCCGGCUUUGCUUAGGCCGGGUCGGAUCGAUCGAAAGAUAGAGUUCCCCCUUCCCGACACUAAAACCAGGAGGCGAAUUUUUCAGAUACACACAUCAAGAAUGACUUUGGCGGAUGAUGUUAAUUUGGAAGAAUUUGUUAUGACGAAAGAUGAGUUCUCGGGGGCUGAUAUCAAGGCUAUAUGUACUGAGGCUGGAUUACUUGCUUUAAGAGAACGUAGAAUGAAGGUGACACAUGGGGAUUUUAAGAAGGCAAAGGAUAAGGUUAUGUUCAAGAAGAAAGAGGGUGUACCUGAAGGAUUAUAUAUGUGAAAAUGCUCGACACCAUAUUCUUUUUUGAUUGUUUAUGUUUAUUUGAUGAUAACUCAUAUUGCUCUCGUUACAGCCUCUCGCUUAAUAAUUGUUUUUGUA